Messenger RNA from Triplophysa dalaica, 2779 nucleotides. Its product is annotated as polyunsaturated fatty acid 5-lipoxygenase-like. Gene Ontology annotation, molecular function: protein binding; arachidonate 5-lipoxygenase activity; iron ion binding. The transcript has 14 exons. Gene Ontology annotation, biological process: lipid oxidation; linoleic acid metabolic process. Lineage: Eukaryota; Metazoa; Chordata; Actinopteri; Cypriniformes; Nemacheilidae. Gene Ontology annotation, cellular component: nuclear envelope. The coding region runs from base 56 to 2071 and encodes 671 amino acids. The record is from RefSeq and is a predicted model, not a curated record.
GUGCAACUGUCUGCAACAACAUAACAUUUCGACUUCUAAUAUCUUUAGUGAAAUCAUGAAAGAAACUGAAGAAUCUAACCUUGCUCAAAACCCAUCGUUGAAAAGAAGAACGAGUCUUUCAUUUAUAAGUGCCUUCUCUGCCUGCCUCGGUCCUGUACAAUUUCUUCAUACAAGAAUUCUCCUUCCAAUAAGGGAACACAUAGAGAAGAUCACUUUUGACAUCAACGAAGAGAAGGACUUUGGAGACAUUGUGCAGGUGAAAAUUAAAAAUGACAAAGCUGAAUGGUUUUGUAAAUUUGUCGAAGUGAAAUCUCCCUCUGGAAAGUCCUUUAAGUUCCCCUGUUAUCGUUGGAUAGAAAAGAAGGAAGUGGCGAUCAGAGAGGGCAGUGCUCGAUUGCCUCAGGACGACACGUUGGUUUUUAAAAAGGAAAGCGAUGAAGAACGUGAAUCUAAAAAGGAUACAUUCAGAUGGAUAGAGAGCAACGAACACUUCUCUCAGGACCUACAUACCAAACGGGAGGAACUGCCUUUAGACGUUCAGUUUGAUGAAGAUAAAACAUCACACUUUGACCAGAGUUUACGAAAUGUGAAGUGGAAUACAGUUAAAGAAUGGGGUAAAUAUCUGUUUCAACCCUGGAAUAAAAUUGAACAUUUUGAACAGAUAUUGGCAGAUUGGAACAGCGAGACGACUCUUCUAGUGAAUGUGAAGGAAGACUGGGAUACGGAUUACAUGUUCGGCUAUCAGUUUUUGAAUGGCUGCAAUCCUGUCAUGAUCAGGAAAUGUGUGGAACUUCCAAAGACAUUUCCAGUCACAUAUGAGAUGGUGAAGGGAUCUCUGCAGAGAGGUUUCACCUUAGAACAGGAAUUAGAGAAAGGAAACAUCUACAUAGCAGAUUAUGAAAUCUUGGAUGGAUUGGAACCCAAUAAGAAACACCAAAACAACCCGUACUUUUUGACUGCACCCAUCUGCCUACUGUACAACAACAAAAUGGACCAAAUUGUGCCAAUUGCCAUUCAGCUCAGUCAAAAACCGGGGAAAAGGAGCCCGAUCUUUCUCCCAAAUGAUAAUGAACACGAUUGGAGGCUUGCCAAGAUGUGGGUAAAGUCUUCAGACUUUAAUGUACACCAGCUGGUCACACACCUUCUCAAGACCCAUCUUAUAUCAGAGAUGUUUGAACUAGCCAUGUACAGACAGCUCUCUCCAGUCCACCCAGUAUACAAGUUGCUGAUACCUCAUGUCCGUUUCACAAUUGCAAUCAAUACACAAGCUCGUGAAAAGCUCAACAGUGAAGACGGGGUCUUCAGCAAGAUUAGUAGCAUAAGUGCUGAUGGGAUUGAGGAAUUGAUGAAAAGGGCCAUGAAGACUUUUACCUACAAGUCCAUGUGUUUCCCUGAGGCUAUAAAUGCUCGAGGGAUGGAAAAUACUCCCAAGUACUACUAUAGAGAUGAUGGCAUGAAGAUCUGGGAGGCCAUAUACAGUUUUGUUGACCAGGUGAUCAAGAUCUACUAUGACAGUGAUGAGAAGGUUAAAGCCGAUGUGGCGACUCAACAUUUUGUUAAGAACGUUAACUAUGGGAUGGAGAACUUCCUCAGUGGCAUGAAGGACCCCGAGGGUAAAAAGUUUCCACUCUCUUUGAAAACUCGUGAGGAGCUUGUCAAGUACCUCACUGCAAUAAUAUUCAAUGCUUCAGCACAGCAUGCCGCAGUCAACUUUGGACAGUUUGAGUGGUAUGGCUGGAUUCCCAACAGUCCUUCAACCAUGAGGCAGCCGCCUCUCCAAGAGAAGGGCACAGUGGAUCCGAAACCUAUCAUGAAUACUUUGCCUGACCGUGGUUGUAGCUUUGAGGUUCUCAGGACAGUUUGGCUCCUCACUCAGUUCCAGGACAAAGAGCGGUGUUUAGGCAUGUAUCCAGAUGAGCACUUCACCGAGCAACCAGUGAAGGAAGCCAUUUUGACUUUCCGCAACAAACUAGAUGAGCUGACCGACAUCAUCAAGCGCCGGAACAAAGGAUUAACAAUGAGUUAUUGUUAUUUGUCCCCACACCAAAUCCCCAACAGUGUUGCAAUUUAAGAAAAUGUUUCAAAACAUAACCGUAGCGUUUACGACCUGAAUGCUUGAUAUAGAGAAGAACAGUUCUACUUACAAUAUGUAAUAGUUUGGCAAACCACAGAGCAUUGUGCCAUUUUUGGGAGUUUUUUAUAAACUAUGUUUGAUUCAUGCUUAUUGAAACUUAAGUUAGGGAUCUAUCUUAGGGGUGAUUGUUGGUACAGCUCAUGCCAAGAAAUCAGAACCUUUUAUUUGGCAUCGCUUUGAAAGAUCACACAAACUCCAUUUAUUGUCUUUCUUUUUAUUCUUGUCUUUAUUCAAUUACAUUUGCAUAAUGAGAUAUCCAUAUUAUGGUAUUAAUCAACAGAUGUUUUGAUUCAUUUACAUUGUCUUCAUUACUCAUGGUAUAUGGUUUGUUUGUUUUACAUGAUCUUUUACUGUUAUUGAAAACUUGACCUUAGUUAUAUUGACAUCUUAUAUCUGUAUUGAUUUAGAUGAUCUCAUAUACACAUGUUUUCAGUGGUUGUGUGACAGUAGAUUGUGGAGGGAAAUGUAGUUUUAGCUUACAGUAUAUUCAGUAUGAGCGAGGGUUUUUAUUGUGUUACCUUUAGGUUUAGCUUGUAAGGAUUUGCUUUUAUGGGUGUGAACUAUUUGCUAAGGAAUUGUUUUUUAUAAUGUGUUUUAAACAUUUCUGACUGCACUUUAAAUGGUUGUUUCAUUGGUUGUUUUAUC